AUGUCUGGCGAAAACGUAUAUUUUGAUAUCUCAAUCGAUGGUAGUCCAAGUGGUCGUAUUACAUUCAAAUUAUAUGAUGAUGUGGUACCAAAGACAACAGCCAAUUUUCGAGCAUUGUGCACUGGUGAAAAAGGUUUCGGAUAUCAAGGAAGUGGAUUUCAUCGUGUAAUUCCACAAUUUAUGCUUCAAGGUGGUGAUUUUACCAAAGGUAAUGGAACUGGUGGUAAAAGUAUCUAUGGUGAAAAGUUUGCUGAUGAAAACUUCAAACUCAAACACACAAAACCUGGUCUUUUAUCAAUGGCUAAUGCUGGUCCUAAUACUAAUGGCUCGCAAUUUUUUAUUACAACUGUUGUAACAUCAUGGCUCGAUGGCAAACAUGUCGUCUUCGGUGAGGUCGUUGAUGGUAUGGAUCUUGUCAAAAAGAUUGAAAGCUACGGUGCACAAUCGGGUACUCCAAAAGCCAAGAUUGUUAUUAGCAAAUGUGGUACUGUUUAA
Molecule: messenger RNA, 495 nt
Organism: Rotaria sp. Silwood2
Lineage: Eukaryota; Metazoa; Rotifera; Eurotatoria; Philodinida; Philodinidae
Source: the annotation of a GenBank genome assembly